GGUAACCCAGAGCUGCUUCAAGAUGAAAUGUCUGCUGCUCCUGCUGGUGCUCCAGCUGGCCGUGUCGGCGGUCUUCACCAACCCCAUCUUCGGGUACGGUGGCUCUGGCUGCGAUAAUAAGUUCGGCUUAGGGUGUCCAAGCAACCUUAAUAAGUUUGUUGAUGGUUCUACCGUUGCUGACAGAGUGCGCGCCGGUUAUUUUGGUUUAAGAAACAAGGGCUUACGAGGAUCUAGUACUGACAGCGUGUCUCCUCCUGCGGUCCAAGUGAUCCCCUACCCACAGAACCGAGGCGGUGGCUAUGGCGGUUGGAAUUAUGGUGGCUAUAGCGGCUAUGGCAGCUAUGGCGGCUAUGGCGACUAUAGCGGCUACGGCGGCUAUGGCGGUGGUGGGUACAGCAGCGGAAUUUAAGGAAGAUUUAAAUGUGGUGACUAAUUUGAAAGUGGUUAGGGAGGCUGGUAGUAGUGGGAGAUUGUUAUCAACACCGUCAAUAACUGAUGUGAGAAACCCACUGUUAUAAAGUGACUUCUCUCAGAGAUAAAUCUCACGGUUCGCUGUUAUGAUGAUCUGGAGAAUAUUUAUUAUUUACAAGAUAUGAAAAUCAUUGAUCUCGUGAUGAAAUACAGCUGGAUUUGUCAAUACAUUUUUGCACGUUUCUUCAAUUUACUGAGAAAACCCAAGUGCCCAGCCAUGUGAAGGUGAACAUUGAUGUGACUACCUCUGAUGAAACCAUUGAUAUAACCAUUGAUGUGACUACCUCUGAUGGGACCAUUGAUGUGACUACCUCUGAUGAGACCAUUGAUGUGAUCACUGAUGUGACCAUUUAUGGGACUAUUGAUGUGAAAUAGAUGUGAGAUCAGAUAUUACCAUUGAUGUGAUCUCUCAUGCGACCAUUGACGUGACCCCUCAUGUGACCAUUGAUGUUACCACUCAUGUGACCAUUGAUAUGACCUUUCAUGUGACCAUUGAUUUGACUCCUGAUAUGACCCUGGAUGUGACGCAUGAUGUUACCCUUGAUAUCAACAAUUGAUGUGACUUCUGAUUUAACCUUUCGAUGUGACCAAUGAUGUGAUCUCUGAUAUACGACUCUGGAUGGGACCUCUGGUGUUACCCUGGAUGUGGAAUCUUGACGUGACUCCAGAUUUAACCACUGAUAUGACCUCUGAUAUAUGACCCUUGGAUGAGAGCAUUGAUGUGACCUCUGAAUUGACACUUUGCUACGAACUUACUGAUAAUACUUUGCCGAGAUUGUAAUAUGAACUGAGAUUAUAAUAUGUAUAUUGUGUUUAGUACAUAUUCCUUUACUAUACAUUUCUUACAUUUGAUAGGAGGAUAUGUCGAGGAAUGAAUGUAAAGUUUAACUUACUGGUUUAAUAAGUACGUCUACAGCCAUUGGGGGAUAAGAAUAACUGACAGAAACCACUCUCUCUCAUAUCACGUUUUCUGUUGAACUACAAAAAUAUGUGAGUGAGCAAUCCGUCCUCAGGCCAGGCUCGUUAAAGCAGCGGCCGUUGACCCCCUGCAGCCCCUCUCACACGCAUUUAUCAACUUUAACAUAUUCAAAGGGGAUUGUUACUAAAAUAAAAAUGUAUUUUAAUAUAUUUAAGCAUAUUGUGCAUAUUUGUGUAGAUUAGGUUAAGUUUAGGUGUUUAUGGUCUGUCUGAUACGUAUUUGUAUUUGAAGUAUCUGGGUGAAGCAUUUAAAGUGUUGUGGUUCAAAAAGAGGUCGUCAGGGAAGCACUGUUCGAGAAAAAUUCGAACGUCAUCAGUUGACUCGUGUGUUACAGCUUGUCCUCAUCAACAAAGACCAAAUGCUCGCAAAUUCACCCACCAACCUCCCUUGUUUAUGAAUUAAAAACGGUUUACACGCGACUCACUACUAAUAAUAUUCGAACAUUUCUCGAGCAGUGCUUCACUGACGAACUCUCUUCGUACAUCAACGCUGUAAGCAGCCCGUCCUCCAAACAAAGGUAAUAGUUAAAAUAAUUGGUUUACCACAAGUUACUAGUCAUGUUUCUGUUAAGGUUUGACCUUUACGCUGUAAAGGUAUCAACUUGAGAAUGGUCCAGGAUGGACCGAAACGUCGUCGUCCCCUCAAUUUCUAGUGUGGUUUGGUCAACUUUAUGCUGUAUAUUGAGUCCUUGUUAUCUGUAAUGUGAUGUUUCUGUUAACAACUUAGGGUUAUUUAUAAAUAUAUGUCUCUUUUUUU
Molecule: messenger RNA, 2206 nt
Organism: Procambarus clarkii (red swamp crayfish)
Lineage: Eukaryota; Metazoa; Arthropoda; Malacostraca; Decapoda; Cambaridae
Source: RefSeq, a predicted model, not a curated record